AAAACGUGCGAGCGGCAGAAGCUGCUGAGGAUAGAGUGCCUGGCCCACUGAGGCCACGCACACCCUGCUCGACGCCCGGAGCCUAGCACAGCCGCUGCCGGAAAGCGCGCGUGGCCCGAGCCCCAUGGAGCGCGGUCGUCCCGCCAGAAGCGCCGAGCCCGCCGCACCCCGCGACCUGAGCCCCGGGCGCACCCCAGGGCAGGGGGGCCCCGGCGGCGUGGCGACGCGCUCCGGGAGUGGCCGGCCGGCUGCUGCGAACGCUGCGCGGGAGCGAAGCCGGGUGCAGACCCUGCGGCACGCCUUCCUGGAGCUGCAGCGCACACUGCCUUCCGUACCCCCCGACACCAAGCUGUCCAAGCUGGACGUGCUGCUGCUGGCCACCACCUACAUCGCGCACCUCACCCGCAGCCUGCAGGACGCCGACGCGCCCGCGGACCCAGGCCUGGGCGCCCUGCGAGGCGAUGGCUACCUGCACCCGGUUAAGAAAUGGCCCAUGAGAUCCAGAUUAUACAUCGGUGCUACUGGUCAGUUUUUGAAGCACUCUGUCUCUGGAGAAAAAGCAAAUCAAAGCCACGCUACAACAGACUCACAGUCUUAG
Nannospalax galili (Upper Galilee mountains blind mole rat) is the source of this 598-nucleotide messenger RNA. It is a transcript of the gene Tcf24, whose product is annotated as transcription factor 24. NCBI's taxonomy places the organism in Eukaryota, Metazoa, Chordata, Mammalia, Rodentia, Spalacidae. Bases 125 to 598 code for a protein of 157 amino acids. The record is from RefSeq and is a predicted model, not a curated record. The transcript is spliced from 3 exons. Gene Ontology annotation, biological process: developmental process; regulation of transcription by RNA polymerase II. Gene Ontology annotation, molecular function: DNA-binding transcription factor activity, RNA polymerase II-specific; protein dimerization activity; RNA polymerase II transcription regulatory region sequence-specific DNA binding.